UUCAAGAAGGCCCAGCUUGCCACUUAGAACCAAGGUCCCUCAUACGCGACUCACCUACAAGCAGCCGCUCGGCCAAGCCUCUGCCACAUCCAUACAUGCAAUGGCAGCCACGGUCGCGCAUUCUCAGGCGAUACCGUCCGGGCUCCAUCCCCUGCAAGCAGCUGCCCUGAGGGCGGCCGCCGGCAACGGGCAGCAGCAACCGCAACCACCGCCGAGGGAAAUCGACGACAAGCCCUUCGAUGUGACGUCUAGGAAAUUGUCUGUGAACGAUCUGGUCAAGGUUCGGACAUUAGGGACAGGCACCUUUGCCCGUGUUUGCCUCGUCCGGCCGUCCCACGGCACCGAAGCCGAUCGCAGCCGGGUGUAUGCCCUCAAGAUACUCCGCAAGACCGAAGUGAUCAGACUGAAGCAGAUCGACCAUGUGCGCCACGAGCGACAGAUCCUGGCCGAUGUACGAGGGCAUCCGUUCAUUACCAAUUUCGUGACUUCGUUUUCGGACCACGACUUCCUCUACAUUCUCCUCGACUACGUGCCCGGCGGCGAGCUCUUCACUUACCUGCGCAAGUAUCGCCGGUUCGACGAAGACAUGGCCCGGUUCUACGCCGCCGAGAUUGUGCUGAUUCUCGAGCAUCUGCACGAACAACAAGGAGGGAUAGCAUACCGGGACAUGAAGCCAGAGAACCUGCUGCUGGAUGCCGACGGCCACAUCAAACUGGUUGACUUUGGUUUCGCCAAGCGGCUGGGGAAUAACGAGUCCGGCCACCCGGAAGAAACCUACACUCUGUGCGGCACACCCGAGUAUCUCGCGCCAGAGGUCAUCCACAACAAGGGCCACACCACCGCGGUGGACUGGUGGGCGCUGGGAAUCUUGAUCUACGAGUUCCUGACGGGGUACCCUCCGUUCUGGCAUCAGAACCCAAUCGAGAUCUACAAGCAGAUCGUCGAAAAACCAGUUGUUUUCCCCCAGGAACCGCCCAUCAGCGACGCGGCAAAGGACAUUAUUCGCCAGUUCUGCACCGUCGACCGCUCCCGCCGCCUUGGCAAUAUCUCGGGCGGCGCCGCAAAAGUCAAGGCUCAUCCUUUCUUUGCGGGGGUCGACUGGGACGCUGUCUACCAAAAGCGCCACCGGGGGCCCAUCAUCCCCCCCAUUAGGUAUCCGGGUGAUGCCCAAUGUUUCGACAUUUACCCGGAGGAGGACGCGACCCGAGACGAGUACACCGAUGAGAUGGCGAAGCAGUACGACGAGUAUUUCAAGGACUUUUAGAAUGGAUUCAA
Molecule: messenger RNA, 1275 nt
Organism: Thermothelomyces thermophilus ATCC 42464
Lineage: Eukaryota; Fungi; Ascomycota; Sordariomycetes; Sordariales; Chaetomiaceae
Exons: 4
Coding region: 101-1264 (387 amino acids)
Biological process (GO): peptidyl-serine phosphorylation
Cellular component (GO): cAMP-dependent protein kinase complex; nucleus
Molecular function (GO): ATP binding; cAMP-dependent protein kinase activity
Source: RefSeq, a predicted model, not a curated record